UGAGCUCAGAAAGACAUCUUUUAGGCAAUAGGAAGCCACCUUGGUGUAGAUUUGACCAAACUAUACAUAAUUGCUUGUUAUCUAAGCAACUGGGGUUUGUGCCUAAACUGAUAACGGAUAAGUGGGUAUUUGCUUAUUUUGAUCCUGACAUCCUAAUCAAAAUUUCUGUGUUUCGUGUGUCUUUCUAAUUUCACUGAACAAUGGGAAAAGCGGGCAACUGCACGUUCAUGGGAGGUGGGAUCCCUCUGUCAUCAGAGUUCUUUAAAGUGAUCAAGAACGAUCUCUGGCUGUUCCUUAUUCCUGCUGUGUUUGCUAUGCUUCUGCUUGCUCUCUUCAUGGAGGAGAUCGGCUUCUUUCUGCGUCAUGUCCCCUCUCAGCGACGUAGACGUCUCAGCCUGUGGAUCCUGGGAAUAUAUCCAGUCUUCGGGAUGACGUCUAUCGUUGCGCUGUAUGUUCCACGCUCCUCAUCUCUGUGCAAUUUCAUUGCAUCUCUGUAUCACAACAUUACACUCUUUAAGUUCAUGGGUCUUAUCAAAAACUUCUUUGGUGGAAAGACUCGCAUGCUGGAGAUGUUAGCAGGGGAGCAGGUGUCUCCAAACCCCUUCCCUUGCUGUUGCUGCUGCUGUCUUCCUCUCUUCAACAUCAACAAGACCAGCGUGAGCUGGAUGAUGGCUGCUGUUCUUCAGCUUUCUGCGGUCAGAACAGUCCUGUUCUUCGUCACUCUUGUUCUCUGGACUGAUGAGCGUUACGACUAUGGAGAUGUGAAUUCAGCUAAUCUCAACAUGUAUGUCAAUGCCAUCAUUGCUGUAUCCACAUUUCUGUCCUUCUAUGGCUACUUGCUGUUUUAUACAGCCACAAAAAGGGCAUUGCCAGGAUAUGGUCUUCGAGCCAAGUUUAUUUGCAUCAUUGUCAUCCUGGCCCUUUGUGGACUACAGAGUGGAAUUCUGGAGACCAUGGGUGCGCUGAAUGUCAUCCCCUGCACUCCUCCCUUCUCUGACCUGUUUCGGUCUCAAUUAAUCUACCACUAUUCUGUAAUUGUGGAGAUGUUCUGCAUCAGCCUCUUUGCACAUCACACAUUCCGGAAAGUUGAACCCUGUCAUGACGAGAGUGAAGAAAUUGAAGUUGACGUCAUAAGAGCUCUCAAUGAAAAGGCAAUUCAGACAGAAGUUGAGCUGCCAAUCGCUGUGCAGCUCUCCUCUCAAGAAGACGAUCUGUGCCAUUCUAACUUUGGAUACAAUAGCGACAGUGAAGACAGCCUCUGUAAAAUUGAACAUGCACCACUGGACCGCUUUCCUUUCCUACAGCACAGUCUGCAAACUGCAGCAAACACUGAGAAAGAACUUACAACACAACCUGAGGACUCCAUGACUGUGGAGCGGCCGACAAUUACUGUCAGUGCUGAAAUUAACCAUGUUAACAAUAGUGAUGUUACUGUUGUAUAGAAGAAAACAGAGAGAAAAUGUAUAUAUAGAUUGUAUAGUCUUAUACUUUAACUCUUUAGCAUUCCUUUCAAAUUUAACUCAGUGCAAAGUGUUCCGCGGGUGGUACAUUGGAAUGCUUCCAGGUUAAAGAGAUAGUUCACCCAAAAACUUAAAUUCUGUCAUUAAUUACUCACCCUCAUGUCAUGCCAAACCCGUUAGAUCUUUGUUCAUCUUCAGAACAUGAAUUCAGAUAUUUUUGAUGAAAUCCAAGAGCUCUGUAAC
Molecule: messenger RNA, 1703 nt
Organism: Labeo rohita (rohu)
Lineage: Eukaryota; Metazoa; Chordata; Actinopteri; Cypriniformes; Cyprinidae
Product: organic solute transporter subunit alpha
Biological process (GO): transport
Molecular function (GO): transporter activity
Source: RefSeq, a predicted model, not a curated record